CAGUGUUGCCGUAUUUUAUUGACAGACCGCUCGGUCCGGCCGCUGAGGUCAGCCUGAGCAAAAUGAGAAGGGAAGUGGUAGGAGGGAGACGGAGCCGGCGCCUGGCUCCUCCUCGUGGCCUCCCCUCCCCCGCCUCCUCUCCUGCUCCAGCAGUAGGUAGAGGCGCUGUGGCGAAGGCAGGCAGGCAGUUCAGGGCUCGAGCCGAAGCCGCACGCACACACACCCACCAGAGCAGGACCGCGUCCUUCAGCCGAUCCUUCAGCCGAUCCUUCCCUCACCGCAGCAGAACAACUUCCACAAGCCUUCCCUGUUUUUCCCCUCCGCAGUCUGCAGGAGGACUUUCUCACCGCUACGAGCCGCUGACAAUCACUCGCCAUGGAAACCCCAAGCCAGAAACGCCGCAGCGCCGUCUCCCCGACCCGCAUCACCCGGCUGCAGGAGAAGGAGGAGCUGUGCAACCUCAACGACCGGCUGGCGGUCUACAUCGACAAGGUGCGCUCCCUGGAGUCUGAGAACGCCUCGCUGCGGCUGCGCAUCUCCGAGUCGGAGUCAGAGGUCACACGCGACCUGUCCGGCAUCAAGACUGCGUACGAGACGGAGCUGGCCGACGCCCGCAAGACACUGGACAUGGUGGCCAAGGAGCGGGCGCGGCUGCAGCUGGAGCUGAGCAAGAUCCGGGAGGAGCACAAGGAGCUGAAAGCCAGGAACGCCAAGAAGGAGUCGGACCUGGAGGCGGCGCUGCUGCGGCUGCGGGACCUGGAGGCCAUGCUGAACUCCAAAGACGCCGCCUACACCACCGCCCUGGGCGAGAAGCGCAACCUGGAGACCGAGCUGAAGGAGCUGAAGGCUCAGCUGGCCAAGCUGGACGGCAGCUUUGCCGAUACGAAGAAGCAGCUGCAGGAUGAGAUGCUGCGGCGGGUGGAUGCAGAGAACCGCCUGCAGACCCUGAAGGAGGAGCUGGAGUUCCAGAAGAACAUCUACUCCGAGGAGCUGCGUGAGUCGAAGCGUCGACACGAGUCUCGCAUCGUGGAGAUCGACAGCGGCAGGCAGCAGGAGUUUGAGAGCAAGCUGGCCGCCGCGCUGACCGAGCUGAGGACGCAGCACGAGGACCAGGUCCGCCUCUACAAGGAGGAGCUGGAGAAGACCUACCACUCCAAGCUGGAAAACGCCCGCCAGUCAGCGGACAGACACAACCACUUGGUGGGCGAGGCUCACGAGGAGCUGCAGCAGACCCGGGUCCGUCUGGAGGGCAUGACGGUCCAGCUGACCCAGCUGCAGAAACAGCUGGCGGCCAGCGAGGCCAGAGUCCGGGAGCUGGAGGAGUCCAUGGCACGGGAGCGCGACAUGAUGCGGCGCCGCAUGGAGGACAAGGACCGCGACAUGGCCGAGAUCCGGACCCGAAUGCAGCAGCAGCUGGACGAGUACCAGGAGCUGCUGGACAUCAAGCUAGCCCUGGAUAUGGAGAUCAGUGCGUACAGGAAGCUGCUGGAGGGAGAGGAGGAGAGGCUCCGCCUCUCUCCCGGCUCCUCCUCCUCUAAGGUCACAGUGACCCGGUCCUCGGGGUCGGGCCACGCAGGUCGCCUGCUCCUCUCCUCUGCUGCGGCAGCUGCCGCCUCCAGCAGCCGCACUUCGUCCAGCGCCAGCAAGAAGCGCCGCCUGAAUGACAACGACAGCGAGACGUCCAGCGUGGUGGGCGGCACCGUCACCAAGACCCGCAUCAGCCAGCAGGCCUCCGCCACCGGACGCAUCACCGUGGACGAGGUGGACCUGGAGGGCAAGUUCAUCCGUCUGAGCAACAAGGCGGACGAGGAUCAAUCGCUGGGAAACUGGCAGCUGAAGAGGCAAGUCGGCAGCGACCCGAUCGUCUACAAGUUCCCCAGCAAGUUCACCAUGAAGGCCGGAUCCACCGUGACGGUCUGGGCGGCUUCUGGUGGUGGAACCCACAACCCGCCCACUGAUCUGGUGUGGAAGAACCAGGCGUCCUGGGGCAGCGGUGACCUCCUGCAGACCAUGCUCAUCAGCGCCGCCGGAGAGGAAAUGGCCUCCAGGAAAGUGACGCGCACCCUGUUCCAGGAUGAAGAUGAUGAUGACAUGGGAGCCCACAGCACCAGCGGCGCAGAGAACGAGUACAACCUGCGUAGCCGCACGGUCAUCUGCGACUCGUGUGGCCAGACGUCGGAUCGCUCCGGCGGGUUGGACGGCCUCAUAGCAUCCUCCUUCAUGGGAACCAACGACCCCAGACAGGGUGGCAUGAAGCCGGAGAACUGCUCCAUCAUGUAGAAACCAAAGAGCACCUCAUCCAAACGCACCACAGAGCAGGAUCCUUUUGUACCAUCAGGAUCCAUUUUUAUUUUUUUAUAUGAUAAUUUGUUUCUGUUUUGUAUCCAGAUUAAUGUGCAGGUUGGAUCUGCUUCAUGGUUUUGGGCUUUGGGCUCAGGAUGUCUACAUUUCCUCAUGUUGAAUUCAUUUUUCCUGCAUGUCUUGUUUUGGCCUGCGCUCUGUCUGCACACUCCGCUCCGGUCCGGUCCAGUCCGGGCUUUCGCUGCCGCCGCUGAACGCACACAGCUGGCGAACAAACCCAGAGCUUUAAUAAUCAUGCUGAUUGAAGACUUCUGUUUACACUUUGUUUGCUGGAACGGCAUCGUUUCCAUGUGUAUAUGCAAUCCUCCAAAGAAAAGACUGUUGGCUCAGGUUUUUAAACAAGCAUCUUGUAUAUUUGCUUUAGGCCACGUAGUCAUGCAGCGGUGGUGCGUAGAAUUUAUCAAAUUAAACUUGCUUGCACAGAUAAAAUUCAGCUUCUACUUUAGAACAUCUACAGAACAUGGCUUGGUUUGCAGAAAAAGUUUAACUCUGAUGUUUUGCUUUAUUUUCCUCUUUCUAAGCACAGCGUGGUUCAGCUGGUCCACAAGCGCUGAUCAGGCAGUAGCAGGAGCAUCUGACAGUCCAGACAGGGAGAGAAGGUCAGAAAAUGGAGGAAACCCUGCAG
Poeciliopsis prolifica (blackstripe livebearer) is the source of this 2986-nucleotide messenger RNA. Its product is annotated as lamin-A-like. The record is from RefSeq and is a predicted model, not a curated record. NCBI's taxonomy places the organism in Eukaryota, Metazoa, Chordata, Actinopteri, Cyprinodontiformes, Poeciliidae.